AUGGUAUGUCCGGAUAGCAUACCGGUCCUUACAAUCAACAGCACAUGGAUCAUAAUCGAAGUUGUCUUCAUUACCAUUUUCUUCGUUUUCUGCGGCUGUCGAAAACAGCGUUUAGUAAUAGCCGCUGUUUUAGCGGGUGAAACCAUUUUCGUGGUUGUUCUCACAGUGUUGGUCUUCACUCUACAACACACUACCAAAGAGCGUUCGCUAAGCGUUGGAAUCAUCUGUUGCGUUUUCAAUGUGAUGAUGUAUGCUUCUCCAUUAUCUGUCAUGGUAUGUUUUGAGGAUUAA
Eruca vesicaria subsp. sativa (arugula) is the source of this 291-nucleotide messenger RNA. NCBI's taxonomy places the organism in Eukaryota, Viridiplantae, Streptophyta, Magnoliopsida, Brassicales, Brassicaceae. The record is from the annotation of a GenBank genome assembly.